Molecule: messenger RNA, 3118 nt
Organism: Osmerus eperlanus (European smelt)
Lineage: Eukaryota; Metazoa; Chordata; Actinopteri; Osmeriformes; Osmeridae
Gene: st8sia4
Product: ST8 alpha-N-acetyl-neuraminide alpha-2,8-sialyltransferase 4
Exons: 5
Coding region: 162-1241 (359 amino acids)
Biological process (GO): N-glycan processing; oligosaccharide metabolic process
Molecular function (GO): alpha-N-acetylneuraminate alpha-2,8-sialyltransferase activity
Source: RefSeq, a predicted model, not a curated record
UGGGGCUCUGUAGGAUGGGCAUGGCGUGCAGCUGCUGAGCAUUUGAGCAAGUAAUGGAAAUACGUGCAACAGAAGGAACUGGCCCGGGCACUGGAGGGGAAAACAGUUUUGCCAAUGAAGAAAUUAUUAAAUUAACCUAUCGUUAAGAUUUUAAUACCGAGAUGUUGCGUCUCACGCGGAAACGUUGGACUAUUUGCACUAUAAGCAUCCUUCUGAUUUUCUACAAGACAAAAGAAAUAUCUAGAAGUGAAGAACACCAGGAAGCUCGACUCAAUGGGGAGAAUGAAUUUAGCACUUUCAGACUGAUGGUUAACGGCUCAGAGAAAGGCUUCAACAGGAGAGUGCCUUCCUUUCCCCAGCACUCCAUUGAAGGAUGGCGAGUCAAUUCAUCGCUAGUCGUCAUGAUAAGGAAGGAGAUUCUUCGUUUCCUGGAUGCAGAGAGGGAUGUUUCUGUAGUGAAGAGCAGUUUCAAACCUGGGGACACCAUACAUUAUGUCCUUGACAGACGUCGGACGCUGAACGUCUCACACACACUGCACAGUUUGCUACCCGAAGUCUCACCGCUCAAAAACAAGCGAUUUAAUACUUGUGCCGUGGUGGGCAACUCUGGUGUUCUUCUCAACAGCAGCUGCGGGAAGGAAAUUGACAGCCAUGAUUUUGUCAUACGAUGCAACCUUGCGCCGUUGACUGAGUAUGCUGACGACGUGGGCGUGAGGUCUGAUUUCACCACUAUGAAUCCAUCGGUCAUCCAGCGGGCCUAUGGUGGCCUGAAGAAUGUCAGUGACGCUGAACGCUUCGUCCAGCGCCUGCGGAUGCUUAACAACAGUGUUCUCUGGAUUCCCGCCUUCAUGGUGAAGGGCGGUGAGAAGCAUGUGGAGUGCGUCAAUGAGCUUAUCAUCAAGCGCAAGCUGAGGGUGAAGACGGCUUACCCGUCCCUCAGACUGGUACAUGCAGUCCGAGGGUACUGGUUGACUAAUAAGAUCAAUAUAAAACGACCCAGUACUGGACUGUUGAUGUACACUUUGGCCACUCGCUUCUGCAAUGAGAUUCACCUAUACGGAUUUUGGCCUUUUCCAAGGGACGGAAAUGGAAAUCUGGUGAAGUACCACUACUACGAUAUGCUGAAAUAUCGAUACUUCUCCAAUGCAGGUCCUCACAGGAUGCCUCUUGAGUUCAAAACUCUGAAAAUGCUACACAGCAAAGGCGCCCUGAAGUUAACAACUUCUAAGUGCACACCUUAAAGUGCUCACAUGACUUCAUGUUAAAAAGAGCUGUGUGACAUUCACCAAGUAAGGAAAUGCAGUGUUUUAAGAAUGGGGUGUUUUUUUUUUUUUUUACAAUUAUAAGUACUAAAAGUGAGUGUGCCUUUUUAAUGAACAAUGAUAAGGUACUUAACAGAAUGUAAUUGGGUUUGUUCAGAAUGUGUGAAUGUCUGGUUUGGCAUUAUAAGCUUUAAAUCAGGAAACCAACCACUUAAAUUAGGUUAUUAAAUUGAUCACACGUUACUUCAUGGGUCAUUUCAGUAGUUGUCUAAGAGACAGCAUAUGACUAGGUUUGUUCAGUUAUUACCUUUUGGAUUUGGGGAGAAAAAAACGUGUCCACAAAUUUGAUUCCAAAGAUGGAUUGCGUUGUUCUUCUUGAACUGGAAACAUAUGAUUUAGAAGCAUCAGGGCAAUUUCUUUUUUUAUAUUUGUCUAAAUGUCAGCUUAAAUUUUAUACAUGGAUACAGUUUGUAAAUCAUGACUCUUUCACAUGUGUAAUUGCCUGGACACACCUCUUCUAAAAACUCCAAUGUUUAACUUAACUGAAUGUAUAUUUGCCCAAACCUUUGGGAUGAAUUGUCAUAUGUAGCAAUUGCAAAUCAAAAAGUAAAACCUUAUUAGGAAAAUACAUAUCUGAAACAUACCGUAUUUCUUCGAUUUUAACGCUGCAGCGUUUAUAACACAAUGUUUAUUUUUGGUGCGGCGUUUAUUCGAGGGCGGCGUUUAAUUAGUUAGAGAGAUUUAGUGAAUUGUAGCUGCAGUGACGCCAUAGACAAAUAAUAGAUAAGGAGGGCAAAGUCUAGUGUAAAAUUGAAGCCGUGCGUGUCUACACUGUGUAGAAAUCUGAAGCAGCAUGCCGAAACGUUCUUACACUUUAACUUUCAAACAUAAAACUGUGCAGAAAGCACUCACCAGCAGCAACAGAUCUGUAGCACGCAAACUUGGGGUUGAUGAAGGCGAAUUUGUGAGUGGCGAAUUACAUUUUAGAUUGUACACUUGUGAUUUAGGCUACUUGUGUAAUAAAUACUGUGUUUUAAUUUAACCAAUAAAAUAACCGUUUUCUGAUUUUUUUGCUGCAGCGAUUAGCCUAAUCGAGGGCAGCGUUUAUUACACAAUGUUCAUUUUUGAAGAGCUGAGUAUGCUCUUCAAUUGUUAUUGCCUGCCAAGUUUUAACAGAUUUAGGAAUAUAAUUAAUUUUACAAAUCUGGUUGCUAGCAGCUGAGAUUGAUUGUGUCCGGGCCCUACAAUUCAUUACGAAGGCAGUGCACUUCUAAGUAAUGGCAAGAAUUUAUGAAAAUAAAGUUAGUUUAACAAUCUGUAAAUUUUAUCUAAUUGGAUAUAUGUCUAGAUUUUUUAAAAAUUGUUAUAUAGGCCAUAGAAUGUGAAAAUGUAAAUACAUGGUAUUGAAUAUGAAAUCCAAUAUGAAUGUUGAUUAAUCACUGUAGGCUAUUACAACAAUGUGACAGAGUUGAAUACAUUCUCUCAUUGAACAGCGGCUCGUGUCUCUCACUUUUUAAUUUAUUGAAUCACCAAAUUACGCAGAUGGACAUAAAUGCCUUAUUUAUUUUUCCUGUAUGAAAUAAGGAGAGUUUCUGGUUUGUUUCCAUAUUCUUCCAUUGUUUUGAACUGUUCAUACGUUUGUAUUUUAUACACUGGCGAUGUUUUAAAUGUAAUCUCUGUCCUUUUGAGUCAGUCGUUUCAGAUGUUGAAUGUGGUGUUUUCAUAAAACAUUUUAUACGAAUUACUUUGCAAACUUUACAGCUUUAAUUGUUUUCACUUUUUUUUGUACAAUGUAAGAUUUGUUUUUGUGAGUUUGUUUUAGAAAAACAUAAUAAAGUUUUUAUAUUGUAAACAUU